ACUUCCAGUCGCGAUAUAUCAUUGUGCGCACGAUCACCGUUGCGCACACGCUGACAGUCAGUCGCCGCGAUAUCUCAACUUCGAACACUUGAGAAUCAAGCAUUCUUAAAAAAACAAUUCAAAAACAUGUGUAAAAAUUAAAUUCAUAAAUCGAAUUUUAUAUUUUUUACGUUUUUUUUCUGUGACAGUGUUCUUAUUUCGAACUAUGGGUGUGUUUGAAUGUGUGGUGGCCAGUAAAAUGAAUCCUACUGAAAGCACGGAGGUUUUUACUAUAAAUAUGGCUUCGAACGAAACUUUGAAUGAACCUGUGCGACUGAGAAGAGAUGUGGAGUCCCAGUCUACGAAAACCAAUUUCUGGAACAGACAUGGCUUGUGGUGGACCAUGGGCAUUGAUCUGCCUCUCCUCCUUAUAUUGCUAGCUCUGAUUGGACUAUUCGAGAUGGGGGUGAUUCCGAACCAUAAGGCUGGCUUCUACUGCAACGACCCAGCUUUGAGCUUCCCCUUCAAUGGAGACACUGUCACCUCGCAAGUCCUGGUUUCUACGUUGCUGAUAAUGCCUAUUGUAAUUGUUGCUAUAACGGAGUACAUAUUCUUAGCAGCAGAUUUCUCUCAGUCAAGAAUUCUUCAGACCUGCAAGAAUACGUUCUAUCUAUACAGAACUUAUGUCUACGGUCUUCUCAUCAACUUGUGUGUUGUUGAGGUCAUGAAGGGUCUCGUUGGCAAUCCGAGACCCACCUUCUUCGACCUAUGCGAGCCUGAUGCUGCCAAGACUUGCAAAGGAUCUGAGUUCGUGGCUGAAUUCAAGUGCACGUCCCAGCGUUUCUCGAGCUGGUACCAGAUGGAUUCGUACCGCAGCUUCCCUUCAGGACACACCUCCAUGUCUGUCUACUGUGGACUCUUUAUCGCGUGGUACCUCCAACGCCGCGCCUUCAACUGGCGUCACCGCACCAUCUUCCUGGUUCCUGUGCUGCAACUCCUCUGCCUCACCUAUGCGGCUGUCUGCUCGCUCACCAGAAUCACAGAUCACAGACAUCACUGGUGGGAUGUGUUGGUCGGCGCCAUUAUCGGUGUUGCUAGUGUUUAUUAUGCUGUCAUAAUCAGCUCAAAUUUCACUUACUACCACUCAAGAGCUAGCGAUGCGAAGUCAGAAGAAAGCAGAAGGACCAUGAGGACUUUGAUAUACGACGAGCAACGACCGGUGACAGUGCCGUAGUGUUGUGAAUAUUACCUUAGGACUCGAUAACAAAUUGUAGAAGAAAAAAAAUAGGAAAAUAGUACUUAAAAAUGUGGAAGGAAUGGUAGGUCUAUUAGACCAGAAAUAAUAGGUUUUAGCCAUGUAACUCUUUAGGCAUCGUUCAGACCAAACGUAUUGUCGGCCGCUGACUGUGAGCGCGCGUUACGCAGUUUAUUGCUUUUCCAUAUACAUUGAAAUUGUCGUUCACACCGAACCGACUAUACGCUGUUACGUCGUCUGUUGUAGCUGACUCUCAGUGGCCGAUUAUUUUACUACGCGACUAUGCACGGCGGACGCGGAUUGACUACGCGGACGCAGUUGCCGAAUAGCGCCGCUCCGCCGCGUACGCACCGCCGCGCCUCGGUACAGCACGUCGAUAAUUAGUGUCCCUUUGAUAUAAACUUAAACGUAUUAAAGAUAGUAACUCAUCGAAUGUUUUACUGUCAUACGAAAAUAUUUCUUAACUUAUUUGGAUAAAGUCUAUAUUCGAAAUAAAUAUAAAGUAUGAAAUUGACCAAGAAAACAUCUCUUCAAAUUGAAGGGAUGUACCCACAAUCUCUUCUUUUUAUUAUUGUCGUCUUCCUCUAGAGCUUCGCAAAUGGCAACUAUCUGAAUGCGCAUCAUUUAAUUGAAAUAUCAGUAAAACGUCUGAUUUGAAAAAAAUUAAUUAAGCUAGUUUUAUCGUUUAUAAAAUACUACGAGCAACUUCAAAUACUGAGCCCUUUUAUGUGUAGAAUAGUCAGCCGCUCAGCGUACGCAUAUAGUGUGAACCUACAAGAGCCUAUUCUUUUGUUCACACAUGUAGCGGAUCGUACGCUAUAGCCUAUUGUCGGCUUGGUGAGUACGCGUUCUGCAGAUUGAGUCGACGUUCACACUGGGGCAGACAGUGAGUAUACUCACAGUCAGCGGCGGACAAUACGUUUGGUGUGAACAAUCCCUUAAAUAUGUCAUUAUUUGGUUUUGACAAAGAUUUGCAAAGAGUUUGCAAGUAACGGGACCAAGUUUUUUUCUGGGACUCGAAUUAUUUAUAGAAAAUAAUGUCGUCAUUGUUUUUCUGUCUCUGGAGCGAUUUCUUAUAAAGUCAUGAAUAUCGUAAUUUUGCGUGUUAAGUAAAAUAUCGUUAUUCUUGAUUUUAUUGCAAAAAAUGACUUAAAUAUUAUGGUCGAAAAAAAAUAGCAAAAAUGUUAACAAAAUGCAACUUAUUACCCGCCAUAUUAUAGUUUAGACAUGAGUUCAGUCACGCGAACUUAAAGUUAAGUUUAUGUUACGUUAAAGCAUUUUAUGUCAAACCCACAACUAUCAUGUAAAUACUAUUAUUGUGGAAAUAAGUUAUUUAUUAAGCACCAUGUGACAGGUAUACAAUUUUGUGUCAGAAUGCAUUUUGUAUGCAAUGCAAGAAAUAUAAAUUACCUUACCUAUACAGAAAUUUGCUGUCUAGUUUCUAGCAAAAUAUAGAAUCUAUGACAUAACUUUCAGAUUGCCAUUUUGGUUUGGAGAAGUUAUUUAUGUAGUAUUGAUAGUUGUAUUUUCUUGUGUAAAUAGUAGAGUUUUUCCCCCUAAAGAUAAAAAUAUUGCUUGAACACCGAUGUGUUCAAGCAAUAUUUUUAUACCAGCAAUAUUUUUUUUUUAGUAUUUUUUACCCAUACUCGAUAGUAUGGGUAAAAAUACUCCUUUUUUUGCCCGACAACUAAGAAGGGUUAUCUUUUUCCUACCAAUAGGAUCGGUAUGCUUUUACUUUGAAAAACAUAAAACUUACUUUUCUCCAAUCUCCAAGUUAAAAUAAAUAGUGUUUUUAGUGACAAUAAAAUGACAAUGCAUUAUAUGAUUAAGUAUACCUUUGUAGUAUUAAGUAGCUGUACCUUGGUACUAUUUAUUAUAUUUUGGAAAUAGUUAGAUAUAUCAGUAUUAGUAGAAAAUUAAAAGACAGCGAAUGCGAUGAAUUUGUGUUUAGUAGAAAAAUAACUUUCGUUAUAAAACGAAUAAUACUGUGUAAGUAUUUCUAAAUAAUAACUGAGAACUGUUACG
Messenger RNA from Helicoverpa armigera (cotton bollworm), 3259 nucleotides. RefSeq names its product phospholipid phosphatase 2-like. The coding region runs from base 206 to 1213 and encodes 335 amino acids. Gene Ontology annotation, cellular component: plasma membrane. The transcript is spliced from 7 exons. Gene Ontology annotation, molecular function: phosphatidate phosphatase activity. Gene Ontology annotation, biological process: phospholipid dephosphorylation; signal transduction; phospholipid metabolic process. The record is from RefSeq and is a predicted model, not a curated record. Lineage: Eukaryota; Metazoa; Arthropoda; Insecta; Lepidoptera; Noctuidae.